AUGGAGCACUCGCACGGCGCUCAGCGGGCGCCUGCAGCCCACAUCGACACCGACAAGCUCGCCCAGGAAAUGACGGAGCAGUUCCGGCAGGUCCUCAGCACCCGGCGCAUGAACGAACUCACAUCGCGAUCCGUACAAUCGCGUUCCUCGUCGCCAGCGCCGCGAGAUUUUGGCACUCCGCAGCCGCCGCCGGUGCAGAAUGCCCCUCCAUCCUACUCGUCGCUCCGAAACAUCCCCCUCGUACCCACGCCACCGCAGGACGCUCGCUCGUUACGCUUCAGGAAUAUGCUGCACUCGCUGUCGAACAUGCCGCUGCGAUGGGAGAACCCUGGCCUGCUGGACGAAGCUCUUCGUGUCGUUCCGCUCGAACAGAUCUACAACGAAGCCGAAGAGGAAAGCCAGAUCCUGCAGGCCGAAGCUGAGAGCCUAGGUGCCGGCAAGAAGGCCGCAUGGGGCUAUCAGGACUGUGUCGUCCGCGCACUCAUGCGCUGGUUUAAGCGGUCGUUCUUCAACUGGGUCAACAACCCUCCAUGUGCACGAUGUUACUCGCCGACGAUAGGCGUCGGCAUGGCCGCCCCACUACCAGAUGAACAGGCCCGCGGCGCCAACCAAGUUGAACUCUACAAGUGUUCGCUAGACCACUGUGGAAACUACGAGCGCUAUCCGCGCUACAAUGACGCCUUCGUUCUGCUACAGACCCGCCGCGGACGAUGUGGCGAAUGGGCCAACUGCUUCAGCAUGCUUUGCAGGGCCAUCGGAUCAAGAGUCCGAUGGGUCUGGAAUGCAGAAGACCACGUCUGGACUGAGGUCUACUCCGCCCACAGGAAGCGAUGGGUCCACGUUGAUGUCUGCGAAGAGGCGUGGGACAAGCCGCGUCUGUACACUGAAGGCUGGGGCAAGAAGCUCUCCUAUUGCAUCGCUUUCUCUGCGGAUGGCGCAAUGGACGUCACCCGGAGAUAUGUUCGCAAUACCUCGAGGUAUGCCAUAGAGCGCAAUCGAGCACCGGAGGCUGUUCUCCUUCAUAUCAUGGACGAAAUCCGAUCCAUGCGACGAAGCAAUCUCUCAAAGCAAGAGAAGUUCCGUCUCGAAGGCGAGGAUAUGCGCGAAGACCGUGAACUUCGUGGCUACGUUAUCUCAUCGAUUGCGCACGAAGUCGUCAAACUUAGCCCCGAGGACAUUUUGAGCGGACGCACUAGCUCAAGAUCGGAUCCUGAUGCUCAGAAGGCCUUGGAAGGCCGAACCAGCGGUAACGCCCAAUGGAUACGCGCCAGAGGAGAAGGCGGACGAGGCACGCAAAAUCAACAAGAUCCCAACAAUCAACAUCCACGAUGA
This is a messenger RNA of Trematosphaeria pertusa, 1332 nucleotides long. RefSeq lists its product as uncharacterized. The coding region runs from base 1 to 1332 and encodes 443 amino acids. The record is from RefSeq and is a predicted model, not a curated record. Gene Ontology annotation, molecular function: peptide-N4-(N-acetyl-beta-glucosaminyl)asparagine amidase activity. The transcript has 2 exons. NCBI's taxonomy places the organism in Eukaryota, Fungi, Ascomycota, Dothideomycetes, Pleosporales, Trematosphaeriaceae. Gene Ontology annotation, biological process: protein deglycosylation; glycoprotein catabolic process; protein quality control for misfolded or incompletely synthesized proteins. Gene Ontology annotation, cellular component: nucleus; cytosol.